Coturnix japonica (Japanese quail) is the source of this 5036-nucleotide messenger RNA. Its product is annotated as patched domain-containing protein 3-like. Lineage: Eukaryota; Metazoa; Chordata; Aves; Galliformes; Phasianidae. The record is from RefSeq and is a predicted model, not a curated record. Gene Ontology annotation, cellular component: membrane.
CAAAUUACGUUAAGUGAAUGUGCUUAGAUCCACCUGCCUCUAUUUAUUUAUGCGUAGAUUUAACAUCGGUAGAACAACAAUAUAUCCUGAAAUUAUGUCUAAUUGCCAACUUGUUUUUCAUAAAUCACAACAGAAUCAUGAAGCGCAUUUCAGGAUGUUGCAUCUUCAAACACAUGGAUACAGAUGUUCAUGUCCUCUAGUACCUUUUGGAUUCACUUGUGUCCAGUUUCCUUAAGUAUUCUUCACCUCCUCCUCAUGUACCAAAGGUAAAAUGACUUGCAUGGACUGAUCUCUGUCCUAGAAUAUACUCUAAACUGGACAGUCCUGGAGCAGUCUGAUCUGGCUCACCCAUCUUCGAUUGGUGGUGUUGCAAUAAAUAAUCCUGAGAGAUCCCCUCCAGUCUAAGCAGUUCUGUGAUUCUUUGAUACUUUUGCCUUGUUCCAGAGCUUUAUGUAAGAAAUCAUGCGUUCAAGUUCCACUUCAGCUUGAGUGACCUUAGCUCCUGACAGUGCAACAAGGCCAUCAGUAGGAAGGUUUUGCUUUCAGCCACAAAGAAAGGAAAACAGUGGUCUACUGGGAAUGGUCCCAUUUCUAGCCUUACACUGUGAAAUACUGCAGAGUUCUUACACACAAACUCCCAGAGCCACAACAAGCCAUCAACUUUUAUUUCCUUUCUCAGUAAACCUAUCAUAACUGAUAAGGCUUUAUGGCUGGUUUUUAUUGUUCAAGCAAUCAAAUGGAAAGUUUUUCUUCACGUCUGCUGCAAGCUCAAUGGUCCGUCCACAAACAGGUCCACUGACGGAACAUCCUCACUGUCUUCUUAGCGUCUUUCCAUAGGGACAGACAUAGCUGAUGUUCAUUUGCGCAUCCAUCUGUUCUCCUCAGUUAUCUCCACAGAAAACAGACAGCCAUUUCCAGCUGUUGCCAUAACUCCUUACCAGUAAUUGGUAAUGGAAGCCCAGCGCUUCCAUGACAUCAAAUAACUUUUCUCUGGAAGCACUGGUAGGAAAGAGCUGCUUUUUUUUCAAAGAAGGGCGAGAAGAAGCGCCCGUCUGAGUUAAUUGGCGAGACACUCAGAAAUGUCACAUCUGAGGUUAAUUCCGUUCUCAGCCAGAGGGCACUCAAAGCAGCAUCACUUAGAGCGAUGAGCAGCCGGCUGCUGGGUACGCCGUGGGCUUGGCAGGAUGUUUUCCAUCAUUGUUACUGCACAAAGCUGCCGUGUGUUGUAACACUACGAUCUGAGUCGCUUGCACAUUCCAGUCACUGAAUGCUGUUUCUGAGCCCUUUAUCUCUGCAGUUCUCAUUCCCGUUUUGUAAACUUGUUCACCCCAAGCGGAGACACGGCACAAAGCACAUCGGUGGGUUACAUGUUCUGCUCCCAGGCAGUCUAAAUAAAUAGAUAAAUAAAUAAAUAAAUAAAAGCGCUUCGGUUCUCUUUCCGCAAACUUCGCGAUUCUGGUUUGUGGCAGCCUCAGAGCGCCUCAACAGCGUUCAGAGCGGGGGAAGGUGGAACGGCUGUAGAGCCGCUGGAGGGGGCACGGGCGUUUCCAGGCGUUCCCGUCGCCGCAUAACGGCAGCGGGGCGGCGUCCCGCCCGUGGUUCAUCCCGGGCGCGGAGGGGCAGCGCCGUGACCCCGCCUCGUGCUGGGGUGGAGGGGGCGGCGGGCGGGGUGAGUCAGCGCGGGGAGGGCCGGUAAAGGAGCGGAUGAAAAGCGCUCAGUGUGUCGGUUACGGCGGGUGGGGGGCGGCAUUCCUCCUGCAGAGCGAAAGCGUUACUGAGCUGAGGGUGCGCGGCAGCCGACGGCCCGUACUGCCGGCCCGGCCAUGGGGCAGCCGCGGUCCGGCCGGGAGCGCUGCUCCUGCAGCAACACCAACUGCGUGGAGCGGCCCCUGACGCGGCUCUUCGAAGCGCUGGGGCGCGUCGUGGCCGCCCGGCCCUGGCCCUUCGUGCUGCUGCCGCUGCUGCUGUCGGCCGGGCUGGGCGCCGGCUUCUACUUCCUGCCGGACCUGCAGACGAACGACAUCGAGGGCCAGUUCACGCCGACCGGCGGGCCCGCCAAGGCCGAGCGGGACUCGGUGCGGCGGCACUUCCCCACCGACGACUCGCAGCGCUUCUCCGCCGAGCGGCUGCCCACGGAGGGCGCCUACGCCGCGCUCAUCGCCGUGGCGGCGGGGGACGCCUCGGUGCUCGACGUGCCGGCGCGGAACGAAGUGCUGCGGCUGGACAACUUGACGCGCCACCUCGGCUACGAGCGGCUCUGCGCCCGCAGCGGCGGCGCUUGCGUCCUCGCCAACCCGCUGCUGCCGAUGCUGGACAACGGCAGCGCCCUGUCCGAGCUGCGCUUCCCCGGCAGCGGCGCCGCCUUCCUGGGCACGGCGCUGGGCGGCGUGCGGACGGACGGCGGCGGGCGCGUGGAGCGGGCGCGGGCCCUGAAGCUGAUGUAUUACCUGCGGGAGGACGGCGGCCAGGCGGGCGACAGCCGGGCGUGGCUGGAGACGUUCGUGCGGGACUUCCCGGCCGAGCUGCGGGAGCUGAACCUCACGGCCGUCGAGGUGACGUACUUCACCUCGCUGUCCAGACAGGAGGAGUUUGAAGGGAACACCAAGAGCGUCAUCCCGCUCUUCUCCAUCACCUACUUCUUGACCAUCACCUUCUCGGUCGUCUCUUGCCUGAGGCUGAACUGUGUAAGAAAUAACAUCUGGCUUGCAUGCUGUGGAGUGCUUUCCUCCGGUUUAGCUGUAUUAAGCAGCUUUGGAUUGAUGAUGUAUUGUGGAGUUCCGUUUGUGGCAACUGUAGCAAAUGCUCCAUUUCUUAUUCUUGGAGUCGGUGUGGAUGACAUGUUUAUCAUGAUCUCUUCCUGGGAACAGAGCUCAAGCAAGGCAGACAAAACAGACACUAAAUCUCGGCUGGCUGAGACUUACAGCGAAGCAGCGCUUUCUGUGACAAUCACCACUCUCACAGAUGUCUUGGCCUUCUUCAUUGGCACCUGGACUGCUUUUCCUUCUGUGAGGUCAUUCUGCCUCUACACCGGCACUGCCUUUGUCUUCUGCUAUGUCUAUGUUAUUACCUUCUUUGGGGCAAUUAUCGUGUUAGAUCAUAGAAGAGUGAAAGGAAACCGACACUGGUUAACUUGUAUGCAAGUGAAAGUAGGAAAGAAGUCCUGCUUGUAUAACGCAUGUUGUUUAGGCAGCUGUUCCAGUGAGCCGCCUGAGCCAGAAACCAGCGAGGCAGAAAGCGAGCAUCCAAUGAGCGUAUUCUUCAAAAAGUAUUACGGUCCUUUCUUGACAGGUAAAUGGAUCAAGCUUCUUGUGGUGUUGCUGUAUGGAGCAUAUUUGGGUGGCAGUAUUUAUGGAUGCACCCAGAUGAAGGAGGGCAUAGAUCUUCGAAACCUGGCUAGCGAUGACUCUUACGUUAUUUCAUACUAUGACGACGAUGACAAAUACUUCUCAGAAUACGGACCCAGGGUCAUGGUUGUCGUUACUGACAGCGUGAAUUACUGGGAUGAGUCCGUUCGUAAUGACAUUGAGGCUUGCAUGCAGGAUUUAGAGGACAUUGCCUACAUAGACAGGAACCUCUCACUGUCGUGGCUGCGAGUGUACACCGGAAUUGCUGAAAAUGGUUUAAUAAAUAUAAAUAAUAAGGAUAAUUUCAUUAAUAACUUAUCUGUACUAUUCCACUACUAUCCCAGUUUUGAGUGGGACAUUGACAAGACUGCAGAAGGAAUAGCAGCUUCUCGUUUCUUCAUCCAGACAGUGAAUGUCACCUCAGCUGUUGACGAGAAAAAUCUGUUACAUCAGUUAAGAGACAGAGCCGAGCAGUGCGUAGUUCCACUCAUGGUGUACCAUCCAGCAUUCAUCUACUAUGACCAGUACCUGGUAAUAGUGCAGAACACCAUUCAGAAUGUUGCCAUCGCUGCUGGGGCGAUGCUCGUUGUCUCUCUUGUGCUUAUUCCCAGCCCACUGUGUUGCUUGUGGGUGACUUUUGCUAUAGCUUCCGUUAUCGUUGGCGUUGCUGGUUUCAUGGCAUUUUGGGACAUCAGCCUUGACUCCAUAUCCAUGAUUAACCUGGUCAUUUGCAUUGGAUUUUCGGUAGAUUUUUCUGCACAUAUUUCCUAUGCCUUUGUUACGAGUGAAGAGUCAUCGGCCAAUGCAAAGGCAAUAGGAGCUCUGCACCAGCUGGGUUACCCAGUGUUACAAGGAGCAGUAUCCACUGUGCUAGGAGUAGUUGUCCUGGCCGCAGCCAAAACCUACAUCUUCAGAACAUUUUUUAAGAUCAUGUUUCUUGUUAUUUUGUUUGGGGCUCUUCACGGUCUGGUGUUUAUUCCAGUAUUUCUCACCUUUUUUGGAUACUUUGGAAAAUCGCCACCCGUUACUGAAACUAAAAUGCAAGACUUUAGAUAUAGAAAUGACAAAGACCGUGCAUAACUAAUUUAAAUGUUUAAAAUUAUGUAUACAUUAUUUGGAGUUUAAAACGCAGCUACUUGGGGGGAAUGUAAGAAAUGAAGGACGGGAAGGAUGGAAUAAUACAGCAGAGAGGCAAAGGCUCAAGAAAAGCCAGGCAUUAAGUAACAGAAGAAGUGAAAGUGCACAGAAUGGAUUUGCAUUUCCUCCUUUUUUGUGUGCUCAACUUUGUAACUUUAAUGUUAAGCCUUCUUCCUGGCAUGUGUGAAAAUUGUUUACUGAAUGUAUUGAAACUGAAAUUAUUCUGAACACUAAAGAUAGUCCCAGUGUGAUGGACUUUUACAGUUCAGUCAGGAAAUACACAGAAAAGGCUACAGCAGCCAUUGGUUUCAUGCAUUUCCUGGCUGUUUGCCUUGAUGCAGUCACUCUACACUGAGCCUGUAGACAGUUUCCUCAAGAGACUCGAACCUUGAGGUUUUACAUUAUGAUGAUCAGCAGGUGAGUACUGCCUCAUUCUGCAAUGGUUCAUAAGCGUUUGGGAGACUUCGUCCCAUAGGGAAGACUAACUGACUCAUGUUUUUUUGUUCAAAUGGAUCUUUUCUUGCUAAGAUUAAACAAAUUGUAUCUUUAAGACGA